GAAAGACAGCAGAACAGAAAAUGGCAAAUCUUCCAUCUGAUCGUCUCAGCACAGAACCUCCUUUUACAAACGUGGGUUUGGAUGUGUUUGGCACCUGGAAUAUCUCCACUCGACGUACCCAAGGAGGUGCAGCGAAUAGCAAAAGGUGGGCUGUAUUGUUCACAUGCCUAAGCAUACGUGCUGUUCAUAUCGAGUCGAUGGGCACAUCAAGCUUUAUCAAUGCUCUACGACGCUUCUUUGCAGUGCGUGGUCCAGUAAAGGUGAUCCGCUCUGACUGUGGAACGAAUUUUAAGGGAGCCUGCAAAGAGCUGCAAAUCAUCCUACAAGAUGAGAAUAACAUCUCAAAGUAUCUUAAUGAGGAAGGAUGCACGUGGCUUUUCAAUCCACCCCACUCUUCCCAUAUGGGGGGAGUGUGGGAAAGAAUGAUCAGGGUUUCAAGAUGGAUCCUUGACUCCAUGCUUUCUCAGACCAGCUCCUCGCAUCUUACUCACAAAGUGCUUUCGACUCUUAUGGCUGAGGUUACCGCAAUAAUAAAUGCAAGGCCUCUCGCACCUAUCUCAGCUGAUGCAGAAUCAGCCUUUCUUCUGACCCCAGCCACGAUCCUGACACAGAAGUUCUGCACCACUUCUCCUCCACCAGGAUCCUUUGAAAAUGCAGAUCUAUAUCGUCAGCAGUGGAAAAGAAUCCAGCAUUUGGCAAAUGCCUUUUGGGAGAGAUGGAGACGAGAAUAUCUUUCUACUCUACAGAGCCGAAGCAAGUGGCAAGACGGUCAGCCCAAUGUCAAGGAAGGAGACUUGGUGCUGCUCAGAGACUCUCAGGUGAAAAGGAACCAAUGGCCCAUGGCUCUCGUUACCAAGGCUCACCCUGACGACGAUGGUAAGGUCAGGAAGCUUGAGCUGAAGGUUACCAAAGGAGGAACUAUUAACACCUUCCUCAGGCCGGUAACUGAAGUAGUGGUGCUUAUGCCAUCCAAAGCCUCUACCAUGGACAGUUCCUUGCUUAUUUUAUUACUUGGUUGUAAAUAGUUUGUAACUGACUGUAAUUAGAGUAUUUGGUA
Leucoraja erinaceus (little skate) is the source of this 1057-nucleotide messenger RNA. RefSeq lists its product as uncharacterized. Gene Ontology annotation, biological process: DNA integration. The record is from RefSeq and is a predicted model, not a curated record. Gene Ontology annotation, molecular function: nucleic acid binding. The transcript has a single exon. The coding region runs from base 21 to 1025 and encodes 334 amino acids. Lineage: Eukaryota; Metazoa; Chordata; Chondrichthyes; Rajiformes; Rajidae.